Messenger RNA from Staurois parvus, 531 nucleotides. The record is from the annotation of a GenBank genome assembly. Lineage: Eukaryota; Metazoa; Chordata; Amphibia; Anura; Ranidae.
CACCGGAUCACCAGGCGGAGCAGCAGGCACCGGGCCACCAGGCGGAGCAGCAGGCACCCGGGCCACCAGGCAGAGCAGCGGGCACCGGGCCACCAGGCGGAGCAGCGGGCACCGGGCCACCAGGAGGGGCGACAGGCAUCGGGCCCCCAGGAGGGGCGGUGGGCGCGGGGCCCCCAGGUGGGGCGGCGGGCGCUGGGCCCCCAGGCGGGGCGGCGGGUCCCCAGGAGGGGCGACGGGCGUCGGGCCCCCAGGAGGGGCGCCGGGCCCCCAGGCGGAGCGGCGGGCGCCGGGCCCCCAGGAGGGGCGGCGGGCGCCGGGCCCCCGGGAGGGGCGACAGGCAUCGGGCCCCCAGGCGGAGCGACAAGCAUCGGGCCCCCAGGCGGAGCGGCAAGCACCGGGCUGGGUAGCAACAUCAUGCUGGGUAGAGCCAUCAGGCUGAAUGGAGGCAUCAGGCUGAAUGGAGGCAUCAGGCUGGGUAGAGGCAUCAGGCUGGGUAGAGGCAUCAGGCUGAAUUGUGGGCUACGAGGCACG